This is a messenger RNA of Humulus lupulus (European hop), 837 nucleotides long. RefSeq lists its product as uncharacterized. The transcript is spliced from 2 exons. The record is from RefSeq and is a predicted model, not a curated record. NCBI's taxonomy places the organism in Eukaryota, Viridiplantae, Streptophyta, Magnoliopsida, Rosales, Cannabaceae. The coding region runs from base 1 to 837 and encodes 278 amino acids.
AUGGGUCGUGCUUUAUUCCUUCAUAUUUAUGAUGCUGUACAAAGGCACGACAAUUACUUCGUCCAACGAAGAGAUGGACUCGGUAAUCUUGGGUUAUCGGGUCUACGAAAAGUAACAGUUGUAUUUCGAAUGUUGGCAUAUGGUGUACCGGCAAAUGCUAUCGACGAGUACAUCAAAAUAGGAGAAUCUACUGCUUUGGAAAGUUUGAAACGAUUUUUCCAUGUAGUUGUCGAGGUCUUUGGAACCCGCUAUCUCCGAUCACCUAACGCUGAUGAUGUUGCAAGGCUACUACACAUUGGUGAAAGUCGAGGUUUUCCAGUAAUGUUGGGUAUUUUAGAUUGUAUUUCUCCACCCGCUAAUUAUGUCAUUAAAGGGAAAGAGUAUAAUAUGGGUUAUUAUUUAGCCGACGGUAUAUAUCCAAAAUGGUCUACUAUUGUUCAAACCAUUCAUGAGCCACUUGGUCCGAAGAAACAAUUAUUUGCUCGAAAACAAGAAGCAUGUAGAAAAGAUGUAGAACGUGCAUUUGGAGUAUUACAAUCAAGAUUUGCCAUUGUGGUAGGACCAGUACGUCUAUGGAAUAAGAGGAUAUUACAUGAUAUAAUGAAUUCAUGUAUUAUUAUGCAUAAUAUGAUAAUAGAAGAUGAACGCGACUUUAAUGCACCCAUUGAAGAACGACUCGAAGUGCCAAAUCCAAAAGUCGAGAUAGUGGGUAAUGACGAUGCUCGAUUUCAAGAAUUUCUAGCUCGACAUAGAAAAAUCAAAGAUAAGGAUGCUCACAUUGCACUUCGAAAUGCAUUAAUUGAAAACUUGUGUGAUGAUAUAGUAUCGGAAAAUUAG